UUCCGGUGUGCUGUGAGUUGGGUCGCGCACGUGUGACUGUGAGCCGCUGUGCUGUUUAUACUCUUUAUAACCUCAUCUUUGACUGUGAGAGUGAUUUUUCAUCAUGUUCCUGCAGUUUUAUCUGAAUGAGAACGGCGACAGGGUUUAUACUUUGAAGAAAGUGGACCCAUCCGGUCAGCCCACCAGCUCGGCGCACCCGGCCCGCUUCUCUCCGGACGAUAAGUUCUCCAGACACCGAGUGACCAUCAAGAAACGCUUCGGGCUGCUGUUAACACAACAACCACGACCUGUGCUGUGAACGGACCGAUGAACUGAUCAACAAUGGACUUUAACACACAAUUGUUUCCAUUAUAUGAGUGUGUGUGUGUGUGUGUUUUAUUCCAGAAAGUAUGUCAUCAGUUUUUGUAGAUUGCUCGACAAGAAUGUGUUUAUUCAGUUAAUAUAAUAAACAUGUGAGCAAUCAUAUGGAAUAAAAUGCAUUAUUUGUAUCUCU
This is a messenger RNA of Myxocyprinus asiaticus (Chinese sucker), 493 nucleotides long. Its product is annotated as H/ACA ribonucleoprotein complex subunit 3. Gene Ontology annotation, biological process: ribosome biogenesis; rRNA pseudouridine synthesis; snRNA pseudouridine synthesis. The record is from RefSeq and is a predicted model, not a curated record. Gene Ontology annotation, cellular component: box H/ACA snoRNP complex; box H/ACA telomerase RNP complex. Bases 104 to 298 code for a protein of 64 amino acids. Gene Ontology annotation, molecular function: box H/ACA snoRNA binding; telomerase RNA binding. Lineage: Eukaryota; Metazoa; Chordata; Actinopteri; Cypriniformes; Catostomidae. The transcript has 2 exons.